Molecule: messenger RNA, 2599 nt
Organism: Gopherus flavomarginatus (Mexican gopher tortoise)
Lineage: Eukaryota; Metazoa; Chordata; Testudines; Testudinidae
Gene: GPKOW
Product: G-patch domain and KOW motifs
Exons: 11
Coding region: 16-1518 (500 amino acids)
Biological process (GO): mRNA splicing, via spliceosome
Cellular component (GO): spliceosomal complex
Molecular function (GO): nucleic acid binding
Source: RefSeq, a predicted model, not a curated record
CGGACUACAACCCCCAUGAUUCUUUGCGCUGCGACGGCCAGCAAGAUGGCGUCGGACGGCGGCCCGGCGGCGGGCGGGCCCCCAGCCCCGCGCCAGGUCUCGUUCGGGUUCACGCGCACGACCGCGCGCAGGAGGCUCGUGGGGGAGGGCGGGGCAGGGGCCGCGGCAGAGCCCGACUUCAUCAGCGCCGUGGAGGGGAGCGAGCUGCGCAGCCUCCGGCCGGCCCCAGCCCCUAAGGCGCUCGUCAUCCCCUUGAUCCAGCGCAACCAAUGGAAGAAGCCGGAGACGGCCCCUGUGGGGACCCCAGACCAGCAGAGGGAUGACAGUGUGGAGUCCCAGGCUGUGAGGGAGAUCAUAGAGGAGUGCCGGCAGUCCCAGGAGCGGUGGGAGAGCGGCACCAAGGCUGACCCCAACUUGGCCAUCCCCCUGCUCCUGCAGAACCGCGUCCCUGACGGGUACGAGGACAGCGACCGGGUGGACGUGAGCCUGCGGCCGGAAUCGUCGACGGAGGCAGAUUACGAGGUGGUGCCCGUGGAGGCCUACGGCGUUGCCAUGCUGAGGGGCAUGGGCUGGAAGGCAGGCGAGGGCAUCGGAUGCACCUUCAAGCAGGAUGUGAAGCCCCUGGAGCACCAGCUGCGCCCAAGGGGGCUGGGCCUGGGAGCCGACCGCUCGGCCAUCCAGGACCUGCAGCCGGCCCGCCCCCUGCGGCCCCCCAAGCCGGGUGAAGAGCACCGGGGGGGCGAGGAGGAGCCGCUGGGGCUGGUGGCAGGGGGUGCCGUGCUGAUUGUGGCUGGGCCCCACAAAGACCUCUAUGGGAAGAUUGAAGGUGUAGACCCCGAUAAUGCCCGGGUGAUGGUGAAAUUGGCCAUUGGGGAUAAGAUCGUCACCAUCAGCCAGCACAGCCUGCAACCUGUGACCCGGAAGGAGUAUGAGAAACUAGCCAAGGAUCUGAGCCGCUUAAGCAAAGCCCACAAAGAAAAAGAAGAGAAGCAGAGAAGUGGACCCACUGAUGCCCUGGACGCCAGGGUCCCCCAAGAGAAGGGGGAAGAAAAGGACAGAAAGAGGAAACAGCCAGCAGAUUCGGAGAGUGACGCCCGCACCGGGAAGCAGAGUAAAGGUAGCAGCAGCAGCUCCUCGUCCUCCCGCUCCCCCCACUGGCUGCGGCGAGAUCUGCGGGUUCGCUUCGUGGACAAGCUCUACAAGGGGGGAAAAUACUAUAACACCAAGAUGCUGAUCGAGGACGUGCUGAGCCCAGAUACUUGUGUCUGUCGGACAGAGGAGGGGCAGGUCUUGGAUGGCAUCCAGGAGGCCAUGCUGGAGACGGUCAUCCCCAGGGGCGCUGCAGACUGGGUGCUAGUGGUGCUGGGGGAGCACGCCGGCAGGGUGGGCCGGAUCCUGCAGCGCGACCAGCGGCGGAGCCGGGCACUGGUGCAGCUGCAGCGCGAUGAGGAUGGGGACGUCCUGGCGCUAGACUACGACGCUGUCUGCCACUAUGUAGGGGGCACCGAGGACGACUGAGCCCCCUUCCCCCCACCCCCCAUUCUGCUGGACUUGGGAUGGGGGCACAUCCUCUCUAGGGAGUGGCAGGACAUGGAUGGAGUCCAGCAGAGGGGGAACAUUGCUGCCAUGGCUAGGACUGAGUUCUAGAACAACUUUUGUGCGAUCUGGAGCAGGAGCAGCAAGAUCUAGAACGUGACCAGGCUUGGGCGCUAGAGUGAGGCUUCAACUAGGCUGAGAGUGAGUUCUAGAUUGAGAUGAAAGGUGGGUUUGGGACCAGAGAAGAUGGGUUUGGGGAUAGUUGUUAAAUGGGCUCUAGAGCCAGGCCAAUGUUCAGAGCACACAUAGCUUUGGGAUCUCAAGGAAGCCUCAACGUGGGUUCUGGAGUGAACCCAACCUGUUCUAGAGUGAGCUUUUCUGUGGGACAUGGAGGUAUGCAUAGUGGGUUCUAGAGCGAGGUUUUAAAACGGGUCUAGGGUGGGGUUCAAACUGGAUCCAGAGCGACGCUGGUGUGACCCCGUAAAGUGGGUUCUGGAGCCUAAUGGGCUCUAGAGCCCGAGUAGAUGUGGGCCCGGGAGGUAAAACCACUGGGUUUGAGAGCAAGGUUUACAGGGUGGGUUGGAGGGAGGCCCCUGGGUCCUAGAUCAAACCGGACUGUUCUAGAGUGGUGGUGGAGUGUUUACAGCAGAGAUGGAGGUUGAUUCUAGAGCAGAGAGUUAUUUCCAGCAUGAUGUCGCCUGUGAGCUCUGGAGCAAGUUGUGCUGCUUCUGGAGUGUCCAGGCUGUGUUCUAGAUCAACCCUGGCCCCUGCUGUGUGUAGGUGAUCUUAGAGUCGGUCAUUUCUGGAGCAGUGUUCCAGAACCAGCAGGUUUAGGGGCAGGGAUGAAAGGGGAGCACCCCCUGCCCAUUUGGCAGGGGGAGAUUGUGGGAUAGGAGGGCGCCAUGGGCAGGUACUAUCUGUGUGUGUGAGGCGGGGGCUUAGCAGGAGACCUGGCAGGACCCCCCCCAUGCCAACUUCCAAGCUGGCUGCUGGGCCUACGACAGCCCCUUGCCUGUGGCACUUUGUAAAGCAAGACGGUGUAAAUAAAUGCGCUAGUCCCUUC